UCCUGUCUGGUGUCAGAUUUCUCGUGAUUCAAGCCAGCUAACUGAGAACAAGCGACGGCCUUCUCUAAUCUUUCAUUGAAAAAAGGCGAAGGCGAGACGAAAACACCAAUAGAUUGACACCGCCAGAAUGAUCCACAGCCUGUUCCUCGUGAACUCCUCGGGGGACAUUUUCCUGGAGAAGCACUGGAAGAGCGUUGUCAGCCGCUCCGUGUGCGACUACUUUUUCGAGGCGCAAGAGCGCGCCAGCGAGCCGGAGAACGUGCCCCCAGUCAUCCCGACCCCCCACCACUACCUAAUCAGUGUGCUAAGGCACCGCAUUUACUUUGUGGCUGUUAUCCAGAGCGAGGUGCCGCCGCUCUUUGUCAUUGAGUUCUUACACAGGGUGGUUGAUACAUUCCAGGACUACUUUGGGGUGUGCACGGAGGCAGCAAUCAAGGACAAUGUGGUGGUAGUAUAUGAGCUACUAGAGGAGAUGCUGGACAAUGGUUUCCCCCUGGCCACAGAGUCCAAUAUCCUCAAAGAGCUCAUCAAGCCGCCCACCAUCCUGCGCACAGUGGUCAACACCAUCACAGGCAGCACCAAUGUAGGGGAGCAGCUCCCUACUGGCCAGUUGUCUGUGGUGCCAUGGCGACGCACUGGAGUGAAGUAUACCAACAACGAGGCCUACUUUGAUGUAGUGGAGGAGAUUGAUGCCAUAAUCGAUAAAUCAGGCUCCACUAUCACAGCAGAGAUCCAAGGGGUGAUUGAUGCCUGUGUGAAACUGACAGGCAUGCCUGACCUCACUCUCUCAUUCAUGAACCCUCGUCUGCUGGAUGAUGUGAGCUUCCACCCGUGUGUGAGGUUCAAGCGCUGGGAAGCGGAGAGGAUUCUCUCCUUCAUCCCCCCAGAUGGAAACUUCCGGCUGCUCUCCUACCAUGUCAGCUCCCAGAAUCUGGUGGCCAUCCCAGUGUACGUCAAGCACAACAUCACGUUCAGGGAGGGUAGUUCUCAGGGCCGCUUUGAGCUGACCCUGGGCCCCAAGCAGACCAUGGGGAAGGGAGUAGAGGCUGUUCUGGUCAGCAGCCAGCUGCCCCGCGGUGUUCUCAACACCAACCUCAACCCCACCCAGGGGACACACACCUUCGACCCCGUCACUAAGCUCCUGUCGUGGGACGUGGGUAAGAUCAACCCUCAGAAGCUGCCUAGUCUAAAGGGCUCUAUGAGCCUGCAGGCAGGGGCCUCCAAGCCAGACGAGAACCCCACCAUCAACAUCCAAUUCAAGAUCCAACAGUCGGCCCUCUCUGGACUGAAGGUGAAUCGGUUGGAUAUGUACGGGGAGAAGUACAAACCAUUCAAAGGCAUCAAGUACAUGACCAAAGCUGGCAAAUUCCAGGUCCGGACAUAGAGGCUUGGCUCGCCACUCUCUGGCCUCUGCACCACAACCACUACUAUACAACAGAUAGGAGGUGGUUUCAGAAGGGGGGGGCUGCUAUGGUACAUUCCCUGUGUAAAUGCAUUUCAGGAUUUAUCCUCACAAACUGUGGGCUCCGCUCUCUAACUGGACUACUACGGAAUGUAUGACACGACACAAAACCCCGUUUUUAAUGGAGUUGUUUGCACAGUCAAAUGUGUUAAGAGGUUACCAGUCAACGUAGCUACGGCUUUUGUAGCAGGCCUAAAAUGGGCAUCUCUGUUGUCAUUUCUGGUUCUCUUUCCAAGCUCUUUGCUAUCCUUUGAGUUCCUCUUGUGAGUGAGAAUGGCAGGCAAAACGGUUAAUGUGCUUCCCUCAGAUGUGUAACUACUGUCUACUGCUAGUACCCCCCUUUUCUCGUGCUUCAAUCCAUUCCUUAUAAUCAACAUUUCCCAGAGUUACUUCUGGUCAGGUCACAUGGCCAGGAAAAGCUCCUGGCGCUACUUCUAUUACAUUCCUAUGUUAUUCCUCAGUCCCCUUGGUAUUUUCUACCCUCACUUAUUCCAAAACUCCCUGUUUCCUGAAUUUUUCUUCUCAGUCCUCCCAACCAUAUUUCUGGAUUUGUCUGCCUGUCUGUCAUCAACACUGAAGUCAACACAUUAGAGUUUUGAGAAUGUGACAUGAAAUCCCUUGCCCUGAAUUAUGCACAACCAUAUUCAUUGUUCUCUCAACAGUUAAUACUGUAUGUAUAACCAUGUCCUUCCAUAUCAAAUCUAACGGUUGUAUUAUGCGGGUGAUAUGUUACUUCUUUUCUCUCUUUAUAUCAUGUAAGGUGUCAUGUUGAGCACUUUGCUGUGGCCUACCUGAAGAUUUGUCCACCUGAAUCCCUCUUGAUUACCUUUUUUUUUUAAAUGAUUAUUUAUUGACCAAUGAUUGAUCAGGGACUGAAUCCUGAUCCAAGCACAAUCCUAUACUGUAUAGCCCUAUUAUAUAAUGCAGCACAGAUUUAUCUUUAUUACUCUAUAGUGAAUUCUCUUUGUAGGUAUGUUCUCUAUACUGACUGACAUACUACAGUUUGACGAUAACGGUGGGUUACCCUAUCAAGAAUGUUAAAGGUUUGCGUUUGUGUUUACAGCUUUUGUUUGUGUGUCUGUCCAAAUGACUUCAAACUGAGUUUUACAAUGGUAUGAUAUUAAAGAUUUAAGAAUUGAUAUGAUA
Messenger RNA from Salmo salar (Atlantic salmon), 2608 nucleotides. RefSeq names its product adaptor related protein complex 3 subunit mu 2 (gene ap3m2). Gene Ontology annotation, cellular component: clathrin adaptor complex. Gene Ontology annotation, biological process: vesicle-mediated transport; intracellular protein transport. The record is from RefSeq and is a predicted model, not a curated record. NCBI's taxonomy places the organism in Eukaryota, Metazoa, Chordata, Actinopteri, Salmoniformes, Salmonidae.